This is a messenger RNA of Capsicum annuum, 669 nucleotides long. RefSeq names its product phosphatidylinositol-3-phosphatase SAC1-like. Bases 57 to 407 code for a protein of 116 amino acids. Lineage: Eukaryota; Viridiplantae; Streptophyta; Magnoliopsida; Solanales; Solanaceae. The transcript is spliced from 3 exons. The record is from RefSeq and is a predicted model, not a curated record.
GCAGACUUGGCGGACUUUCAAAGCCAGAAUUCCUAGGAAUUUACAGAUACCUUACAAUGACGGCAGCAAAUGAAGCUAAUGGCUGGUAUGGUGGUACAUUGCUUGGUGAUCAAGAUGAAAGCAGUGAAAUCUACCGACAUUAUGCAGAACUUAUCCAGGGGCCUGCAAUGGAACCUUUUGAACAUGAUUCUGAGAAUGAGAAGUACUACACCGAACUUCUCCUGAAAGGCUCAGUUGAUGCCAUGGACGAUGCAGCUAUUGAAGCAGAGAUGGAAUCUGCUUUCAAAGCGUAUGACCAAAUUGGUACAGAUCUUGGGAUUUUCCCCAAGUCGUGUAAGGCAUUGGCUGCUGAUCCCAGCCAACUAACGAGAUGGCUGGUUGGUGAAGACAAGCUGCCCAACGUAUGAAAAAAAAAUACACAUAUAUUGUGGCAUGUAUGCAUUUUACCAUGUUCAUAUGUUUUAUCGUAAUAUUUGAGGAACUCUUUUUGAACAUUUAAAUUUAGGGAAACAGGUAAAAGUGGGUGAUUGUUUGUGAGCAGCAGGUUUGACUGCUGAAAAGCAUGUUGCUCCUGUACAGUUGUAUUUUACAUGGAGAAAUGUGAUCAUCAGUAUUUGACUUCGACAUUGUGUUUGACGUGUUCCUUAAGAAGCAUAACUUGGUCUUCCA